Messenger RNA from Passer domesticus (house sparrow), 1273 nucleotides. RefSeq names its product keratinocyte proline-rich protein-like. The transcript is spliced from 2 exons. Bases 367 to 996 code for a protein of 209 amino acids. Lineage: Eukaryota; Metazoa; Chordata; Aves; Passeriformes; Passeridae. The record is from RefSeq and is a predicted model, not a curated record.
GCCAGCAGAGUCCCCUUCUGGGCGCAUCACUCAGCAUCCCGGCAUGCCAGGUAUCCGCAUCCCGGGAUCCCGUCUGACUAACGCGGGGCAGGAGCCCAUCCGAGCACGGCCAGGACUAAUGACAUAAUGGCACUGCCUCUGCAGAGCCCUGGUCACACCGGGGCAGGCGCUAAUUGCGGCUGAUUAACCCGACAGCGAGCUCCAGGAACAAAACACACACACGGCAGCGGCCUCAGAGCUCAGCUAUUCAUUCCCAGGACGUGCCUCAUUCCCGGCACAGCUCGGCCGAAUAUAAAAGCUUUCAGCCCCGGCUCUGUCCUCAGGACUCCGACUCCCUGCUCAGCCCGUCCGUUUCUGCUCGCAGGGAUGCUCCAGCAGAAAGGCGGCACCGACCACGACCUGUGCCAGCACCGCUCGGGCUGCGACCACAAGGGCCAGACAUGGCCCAGCUCCGCCGGGCACUGCCACGACACCCCCGAGAUCUGCCCCAACCCCCCCGAGAUCUGCCCCAACCCCGGCAGCCUCAGCCACGACACCGAGGGCUCCAGCCAGAGCUGCCACUCCAGCGAGCUGUGCCCGCCCCGGCCCUCCUGCUGCCCAGCCCCGCAGAGCUGUAAGCCCCGGCGGCGGGUGGAGGUGAGCCCGGUGCCCCCCGUGUGCCCCCCGCCCGUGAAGAUCCACCGCCGGCCGCUGGAGCAGCACCGCCCGUGCCCGCCGUGCCCGCAGCCCGACUCGUGCGGGAAGCCCCGCAGGCGAGUGGAGCAGUGUCCGGAGCACGAUGAGGAGCCCCCGGUGGUCCUGCAGCCCCUGCCGCUGCAGCAUCGCUGCCCCUGCAUCCAGCGCUGCCCCCGGCCCGUGCCCUGCUGCCCCCGGCCCGUGCCCUGCUGCCCCCGGCCCGCCCAGCGCCGCUGCCCGCCCGUUGUCCCCCUGCCACCUCACCCCGGCCACCAGCAGCAGAAGCAGGUCACGCUGGUGCCUCUCUGCGUGAAGAACUGAGCCCAGGGACCCCUCCCCGCUCCUGGCUGGGCUGGGGGGAUUGGCCCCCGGCCCAAGGGAUGCUCCCAGCGCCGCUCUGGGCUCGCCGCUGCUCUUUGCACAUCACAUUUGGGGAUCCCCUGCUUGGCCCCAGCACCGGCACUUUAAAUUCGGGGUGUCCUCCCCUGCCGGGCUUUGGUUCUCCCUGGGGAGCAGCAGAGGGGGUUCCCCCUUCUGAGGACACGGAGGAACCGCCAGGGAUCUGCUCUCCGGGGGUCCACCUUCGAGGUUGUUUGGA